CGCCCGCCCUCGGCUCCGCCGCUGCGUCCGCGAUGCUAUCCCGGUCUCGCUGCGUGUCCCGGGCGUUCAGCCGUUCGCUCUCCGCCUUCCAGAAGGGGAACUGCCCUCUAGGGAGACGUUCCCUGCCUGGGGUCUCGUUAUGUCAGGGACCAGGUUACCCUGACAGCAGGAAGACUGUCGUUAACAGCAGCAGUGUCCUCAGUGUUCGCUUCUUCAGAACUACGGCCGCAUGCAAGGAUGAUGUGAUUACAGUCAAAACCCCGGCGUUUGCAGAGUCUGUCACAGAGGGAGACGUCAGGUGGGAGAAAGCUGUUGGAGACUCAGUUGCAGAAGAUGAAGUGGUUUGUGAGAUUGAAACUGACAAGACAUCUGUGCAGGUUCCAUCACCAGCAAAUGGCGUGAUUGAAGCUCUUUUGGUACCUGAUGGGGGAAAAGUGGAAGGAGGCACUCCUCUUUUCACACUCAGGAAAACUGAUGCUGCUCCUGCUAAGGCUAAGCCAGCUGAAGCUCCUGCUGCUGCAGCCCCCAAAGCAGAGCCUAUGGCAGCAGCAGUUCCUCCUCCCUCUGCAGCAGCCAUACCCACUCAGAUGCCACCAGUGCCCUCGCCUGCACAACCUCCUGCUAGCAAACCGGUAUCUGCAAUAAAACCUACUGCUGCUCCCCCAGUAGCUGACCUAGGAGCUGGCAAAGGUCUCCGUUCAGAACACCGGGAGAAAAUGAACAGGAUGCGGCAGCGCAUUGCUCAGCGUCUGAAAGAGGCCCAGAAUACAUGUGCAAUGCUGACUACUUUCAAUGAGGUUGACAUGAGUAACAUCCAGGAGAUGAGGGCUCGGCACAGAGAUGCUUUUCUGAAGAAACAUAACCUCAAACUAGGUUUCAUGUCAGCAUUUGUGAAGGCCUCGGCCUAUGCCUUGCAGGAACAGCCUGUUGUAAAUGCAGUGAUUGACGAUACGGCCAAAGAGGUGGUGUAUAGGGAUUAUAUUGACAUCAGUGUUGCAGUGGCCACCCCACGGGGUCUGGUGGUUCCUGUCAUCAGGAAUGUGGAAGCUAUGAAUUUUGCAGAUAUUGAGCGAACCAUCAGUGAACUGGGAGAGAAGGCCCGAAAGAAUGAACUUGCCAUUGAAGAUAUGGAUGGCGGCACUUUCACCAUUAGCAAUGGAGGCGUUUUUGGCUCGCUCUUUGGAACACCCAUUAUCAACCCCCCUCAGUCUGCCAUCCUGGGCAUGCAUGGCAUCUUUGAUAGGCCAGUGGCCGUAGGAGGCAAGUUGGAGGUGCGGCCCAUGAUGUAUGUGGCACUGACCUACGACCACCGGCUGAUCGAUGGCAGAGAGGCAGUGACUUUCCUCCGCAAAAUCAAGGCAGCGGUAGAGGAUCCCAGAGUCCUCCUACUGGAUCUUUAGGAAGAAGCCACACGCCCUCCAAAUUGACCAUGCAGGAACUGAAAACCAGUCUUCUCCCUGUCCCCUCACGGGCCCUGGGUUAGCCUGGUGGCAGGCAGGCACAUGCUGUUGGCCUCAAGCAAGGAAGCCAGGGCACUAUGUAACCAGCAGUCGCAGGUCUUUUCUUGGUGUUCCUGCCAGGCUCUCUCCCUCUCUGCACUCUUCUCUUAUGCUCGAAUACCUUAUUUCCUUAGGCUUGAGAGAGAGAGAGAGUCUUAAAGGACUUUCAUUAAUAUUCCUGCCUCUCUUCCAUCAGCUCUCCACAGAGAUGAUUUUGCUUCUCCCCGGUGCCAUUAUGUAAUAGGGAAAUCACUGGGACGAUGUGAUUCUUCAGUUUCUAUCUUGUGAAAGUCCACUCUCCAGAGACAUGCCUAGGGCGCUGCCCAGUCUCCCAAGCUCAGAGCAGCCUCUGUCCCGGCUGUGCGCAUCCUCACUAGAUUCCACCUGUGUGAGGCAUUGAACACGGGGAGAGAUGCUGCUUUGCUUCUUAAAUGGCACCUUCAUUCUCAGCUUUCAUUGACUUCAAGAUACCUCUUCUACCUCUUCCAGGAAGCACAGGCCAGGGGAUCUAGGUUGGAGAGGGAGGACGAGAGGGCAUAUUCCUCCUGAGGUUGUGUGUUGUAAACAUAGACGGUAGAGGAACCCGGACCUGCCCUCAUACUCGUCAUAGCCUUGCACCAGGAAGACACAUUUUGGCACAACUACACACAGCUGUGUUAGUGCCGGCCCUUUCCAGACCCUUUCUAUGCUGCUGGAAACCAUUCUAGCACAUUGUCCUCAUGUAGAGCAGAUUCCAGCACAUCAUGGCAGUGAGACAGAGCAUGGUCACAACCAAGGGCUGAAGCCUGGUAGAGAUUGGCAUGGAGGUGGGGGGUUCUGUGGACUGGCUCAGAUUGAUUUGAGCUUUUAAAUUCAAGCUGGUACAGGCACGUGGGUUUCAGGCAGUUCUGUUCCUUCCUGCACUGGGGCCUUUAGGGAGCACGGCGUUAGCAGCUCUUCCUCUGCAGGACACAUCUGGGGAGAGGAUGGACUGUGAUGGAAACCAGCCCCAAGAUGUGGUGAAAUGGCUGAUGUCUUCUCUGAGGGUACUGCCCACUGGGUCUGGGCAUAGUCAUCGGAAUUCCUCGGAGUACGGUUAAAUGUAUCUUGUGAAAGCUACUGGGUUUCAUUGCUUUGUAUCCAACCGCAUCCAGGUCUGAGGCUGCUGACACUUGACACCUGGGGGCCGUUUAUUUAGUGCAGAGUGCCCACUUGUAUCUUGAGUGAAGAAGCAGGGCCUGGGGGAGGGGGGAAGGGGCAGGAGCAAUACUGAGUGCCUGCAGCAUCUACUAUGUCUUCACUAUUCAGAACUUGUAACUAAAAUAUUUAAAGAAACCAGUUUUAAAUGGAAAUUAAAGGGCAGAUGUUCUCAAACGGGGUUCCUGUUUCUGGGCUCCUCUUGGUUACUACAGUUGUACAGGUCUCCAGCACUGUUACAUGGAUAGCUGUCAUUAGCAUUGAAAGCCACUUAAUGUCCCAUUGAUGAUCCUGUGAUAUCGUGUACUUUUGAAGUGUUAACACCGUACCAAUCUGACAGAAGGUGGAACCCCAACUGUGUCUUCCUAGCCAGGAAAGCACAAGAGUCUUUGAGUACCUCAGCUUCCUGCUCGUUGGCUCCUCAAACUUGUCAAGCCCCAUCCUUGAGAAAUUGGGGUUCCACCUUUGUGAAGCCUCUUCAAAACACCACUUUUGUGGGAGCUUGCAUUAUUUCAGGGAGGGAUUGGGGAGAGGAGAGGGCACCUCGUAUAGUAUCUUGGAUUUGACUGCCACAUGUGCACCAAGAUGCUCAAGGUCAGUAAGGACAAACGAAGGUGGAUCACCUAGGAGCAGUGGUCUGUGCAGGUGAGUGGUCAGGGCUGAUAGCCAACCCAGACUGACUGCAAAUGACGGGUGAGAUGGUGCCCUGGCUUAAACACAGCUUUUUCUCCUUCCCACAUUUACGGUUUGCCGAUCUUGCCUGCAGUGAGGCCAUUCCUAUACAAAGGUCUAUCACAGGAAGAAAGUGAGUCCCCUAGAGUAGAACUAGAGCUGGCAGGUAGGAAAAAAAAAGGGAUUCAGUGAAAGGAUUUCUUCAGUUAACCUACAAAGUAGGUAUUUUAUCGAAAGUAAGUCAACUGUAAGCCCCAUAAGAUUAAGCCCAGGGCUUAGCAGAGUGCCAGAUGUGCAGUGUUUGUUGGAUGAAUAGAUGAUUGAGGCUCAGGUUCAUGACCCAAACCACUUCGUGAGGUGGUUGAAGACAUCGGACA
Trichechus manatus latirostris (Florida manatee) is the source of this 3724-nucleotide messenger RNA. RefSeq names its product dihydrolipoamide S-succinyltransferase (gene DLST). NCBI's taxonomy places the organism in Eukaryota, Metazoa, Chordata, Mammalia, Sirenia, Trichechidae. The record is from RefSeq and is a predicted model, not a curated record. Gene Ontology annotation, biological process: tricarboxylic acid cycle. Gene Ontology annotation, molecular function: dihydrolipoyllysine-residue succinyltransferase activity. Bases 33 to 1400 code for a protein of 455 amino acids. The transcript is spliced from 15 exons. Gene Ontology annotation, cellular component: mitochondrion; oxoglutarate dehydrogenase complex.